UUUUAUGUUAUGUAAUUUCAUAAGUUCUUCCAAUAGCUAAUUUAUACUUCUAUAAAAUAUUAUAUUGCACACAUAAGCAAAUAUUCGCCUUUUAUUAUUUAUAAUUAUAUAAAAUGAUCGCUAUAUCAGUGUAAUAAACACAUACUUUACGACACACUUUGAACGAAAGCGGCAAGUAAUUUCUCAAAAACAAUACACUACGAUUUCCCCAGAUUAUGGAAGACAUAUUUAAGAAAUAUAUAUAAUUUGUUUUUUAUGCCGCCGAAUUUAAUUUAAUAUUUAAAAAUAAAACAAAGUUCUUUAAUAUACACUAAAUACAUGUAAUUAAAGCUACUUAAACAAAAAAAACGUGCACAAUUAAGCAGAAAAAUAAAGCAACUAGUUCUUAUCAAUAGUUGUCAAAUUUGUUUGUUGCUUUUGCUAACUUGCGAAACGUCAGAUACAAUCUCAAGAUCGCCGAUCUAAUAGUAAUAAGAGUUUUACACUACAUAUAGACGGUGUCUUACUGUGCGAUUGCGAUUAAAUACUUUUUGCGUUGAAUUGCUAAAAUUUUUAAAUUCAGACCUACUUCUUUGCCUGAUUCAUGCACGCUUCAAUAGAACCACAAUCUACAAAUGAUCUAAAAACGGGUUCACGUGUACAUGUAUUCUAUUCUGGCAAAUUCAGUAGCACCGUGUUACAGUAAGCAUCCCUGACAAAGUCACACUGCAAACGCCGUAUAUUGAGCUAGUACAACCAAUCCUAAUCUAUUACUUUGGGCAAACCAAAACAAACUAAUUUCAAGUCAGCACGUGAGAAUUCUAGUAAAAAUGACGAACCUACGCAAAGAACUUGAAAAAUGUAAACAUCCCAACAGUCGCAAAACUAAAGCGUUGAGCAGAAAAGCACGCCGCCAAAAUAACAAGCACAAAGCUCGUAUGGGGCAUGCUAUCAAAAGUAAUAUAAUGGGUGAGAAGCUCAGCUGGUUUCUGGGGCACAUUGAUGAAGACCGUACCCAGCCAUUGAUGCCACAAGAAUUUGAAGAUCUAAUAGCACUGUAUCUUAAACGUUUCGAUGAAGAGUUGGCUCAGAUUGCACUUAAACAGUCUAUAAGCAAAAAUCGAUCGAAACAACAUGCGGCCAGAGAGGAUGUUAUCAGAAUAACAUUGGAAAAAGAGCGUAGUGAAUAUCAAACGGGUGGUAUGGAACUCCUAAAUCUCUGCGAUCCCGUUAAAUUUAAGUCACUAAUGGACUGGGAUGGUAGUGCGCUUAGUGUGCAACAUUUAAAGUUGGAUCUUGUCUCUUAUAAAAUGUUGCAAAGCUUAAAAACGGCAAACCCUUUAAAUGAUAAUGGUGACAAUGCGUCUACUAGUAAUACUGCCGAAAGUAGUGCUAAACCCGAAGGAAUGGAAACCACUUGAGGAAAUACGCUUUACUGUUAUUUAUAAUUUUCAAUGUAAUAAAAUAUUUCAGUCAAAA
Molecule: messenger RNA, 1458 nt
Organism: Ceratitis capitata (Mediterranean fruit fly)
Lineage: Eukaryota; Metazoa; Arthropoda; Insecta; Diptera; Tephritidae
Product: translation machinery-associated protein 16 homolog
Exons: 3
Coding region: 810-1400 (196 amino acids)
Cellular component (GO): nucleus
Source: RefSeq, a predicted model, not a curated record